This is a messenger RNA of Triticum dicoccoides, 3574 nucleotides long. RefSeq names its product SUPPRESSOR OF ABI3-5-like. Gene Ontology annotation, cellular component: nucleus. NCBI's taxonomy places the organism in Eukaryota, Viridiplantae, Streptophyta, Magnoliopsida, Poales, Poaceae. The transcript has 17 exons. Gene Ontology annotation, biological process: mRNA splicing, via spliceosome. Gene Ontology annotation, molecular function: RNA binding. Bases 407 to 3361 code for a protein of 984 amino acids. The record is from RefSeq and is a predicted model, not a curated record.
ACUUGUCCCGAACCGCGUCUCCUCCUUCGCCCGCUCUCUACACAUCUCUUUGCCCCGAGACUAGGGUUCCGGCCCCGCCACUCCCGCCGCCGGCGCCGCCAUCCUCUCCGGCCCCCCGUCCGAUUCAUCUCCUCCCCUCUUCAAGCCAUACAGUCCUCGUCAUCUCCUCCGCCAGGUCCCGUGGCCCACCUUCGCCGCGGCUCUCUGCCACGACUCCGGCCGUGGUCCACCACGACUUCUGGCGGCUGCGCCCGUCAGCUCGCGCCCGAUCUCGCACACGGCUGCGGUUCCGCACGAGCUCGCCUCCGCCUAUCUGUUCGCAAGGAUACACCAAAAAAUAUCUACGCCCCAAAAUUUGGAAGAUCACCAAGAAUUAGCAGGAUAACACGAGUGCUGAAUUCUGGAAAUGGAUCGUGGGCGAUAUGCUCCACAGCAUGGAUGGGAGAACAACAGUGCACCUGAUGGGUAUGGCGCCAUUAAUGAGCCAGACUUUAGGGCUGGUGAAUCCUACAUUGGUAGGAGAUAUGUGGAUGAAGGCUUUCCUAGUGAUCGAAGGGGUGGAUUUGGUCCAGAUAUACAUGAUAGAAAUAUGUAUCCACCACCACCCUCUGCUGGCACCAUGUGGUCUCAGCCUCGAAGAAAUUUCGAUGAAGAAUUUGCAACUACAAAAGAGUACAGAAGGAACAAAAGGAUUGGAAGUAGAGAUCGUGGGGAGUUUGGUGCUGAGUUUGCAGACCGUUACCAAGGCGGAGAAGAUAACUAUGAGAGAGAUCAUCAAUACGGACGCUACAGCUGUGAUUCGGACUAUGAGAGGAGCAGGAGAGAUAGUAGUCGGAGAAGACUUGACUCGUUUGAGCAUGAACGUGAAAGAAAAGGGUUAAGUCAUGAAAGAGACGAAAGCCCAUAUGUCCGCCAUAGCCGUUCUCGGUCACGUGGGCGUGAUAACCGAUCAAGAUCUCGGUCAAGGUCAUGGUCUCCACGUGGCAAAAGUCGUAAUUGGGGCCAAAGGGAUGGCUUCUAUGAUGAUACUCGCUUUGAGAGAAGAGGAGAACAGGACUGGGAUGAAAGAAGGCAUGAUGAUUUGGUGGCGCCAUCUGCGACUGUUGUUCUUAAGGGUCUGUCCCAGAAGACCAAUGAAGAUGACCUAUAUCAGAUUCUUGCUGAGUAUGGCCCUCUUCGUAGUGUGCGUGUGAUCAAGGAACGACCCUCCGGCGUGUCUCGAGGAUUUGCUUUUAUUGACUUCCCUACUGUGGAAGCUGCCCGCAAAAUGAAGGAAGCUACUGGAGACAAUGGCCUUCUAAUUGAUGGUAGGCAGAUAUUUUCUGAGUACAGUAGUAAACCAACUGGUGGGACGAGUGGUGAUUCUUUUGGACAAGAACAUAUUACGAGGUCUACCUACGGGCGCAGGACCAUAUCCACAGCAUGUGAUUGGAUAUGUACUAUAUGUGGCUGUAUGAAUUUUGCCCGCAGAACCUCCUGUUUUCAGUGCAACGAGCCACGUACUGACGAUGCUCCACCAGCUGAUGCAGCAUCUUCCAUUCAACCGUUUGGCAAACGGGGAUCUGAAAUAGGUCCAACUCAUGUCUUAGUUGUUCGUGGUCUGGAUGAAAAUGCUGACGAGGAAAUGCUUCGAUAUGAAUUUGCUAAACAUGCUCCAAUAAAGGAUAUCCGGCUUGUUCGGGACAAAUUUACUCAUGUGUCUAGAGGUUUUGCAUUUGUCCAUUUUCAUUCGGUUGAAGAUGCCACGAAAGCUCUUGAAGCUACAAAUGGGAUUAGACAUGAGAAAAAUGGCCAGGUGUUACGUGUAGCCUAUGCUAAAAGCACGCUUGGACCUGCAUCGGUGGCUUCACAGUCAAACAGCCUUGCUGCAGCAGCCAUCGAGGCUGCAUCAUUUGCCCAGCAGUAUGAUGCUGUGGGUUGGGCCCCAAAAGAGUACAAUGCUGAGGACAAUGUAGAUGGUAAUUCAGAAUCUCAGAAAGAUGUUUCUGCUCCACAGUCCGGAUUUGUUUGGGAUGAGAAAUCGGGCUAUUACUUUGAUUCUUCUUCUGGAUUCUAUUAUGAUGGAAAUACUGGCCUUUACUACGACAGUAAUGUUGGAGUUUGGUAUUCGUAUGAUCAGAAAACUCAACAGUAUCUUCCAUGUAAUGAAAGCAACAACAGUAAGGCAACCGGGGACAUGGCCAAUGAAAGUCAAAGUAAUGGCGGUAAGAAAGUGGUGAUUUCUGCACCUGCAGCCACGGUUAAACAAAGUGAGAAAACUUCAUUGCCUGAAGCUGUUCAAGCUGCGGCCAAUGCAGCGUUGGCUGCUGAAAAGAAAGAAAAAGAGAAAGCAAAGGAGAUAAAGUUGGCCUCGAAAACUAAUCUUUUAGCCAAUAAGAAGAAGAUGAAUAAUGUCCUAGCAAUGUGGAAGCAAAGGAAUAAAGAAGGCCAGGCUACACAUGUUGCCCUUGAUGAUAAGGAACCAUCCAGAUCCGUUGUUGACAAAUUAAACAAUUCAUCCAGUGCGAUUGGAUUCUCAUUGAAGGCCAAACCUAAGUCUGAUAUUGGAAAUUCUAAGGACAUGAACUUGGUUGCUGGAUAUAAUUCUCUUGGCCGCGAAACUGGAGGCUCUCAAAUACUGGAUUCUGACAUAAAGCCUAGGCCUGUUAGUAAUAGCUUAGGAACUACUGUUAUGGGUGUGAUAAGAGGUUCUGGCAGGGGAGCAGUCAACACAUUUCAUGCAUCAUCUGAUGCUGGUGGCAGUAUUUCUUCUGAUAUAACCGCAAGCACAAGUGUGCUAAUGACAAACACCGAGACACACACUGCUUCCACACCCUUCAAAACAGAUUUAUCUUCUCUAGGAUCAUAUGCUUCACCUGCAGUUUCUGGGAGUGCUAAGCGACGGUUCUCCGAGGCACCAGGGCAAUCUCAGUACAGAGAUCGGGCUGCAGAAAGACGAAGUCUAUAUGGAUCAACUUCAUCGCUUCCCAAUGAUGGACUGGAUACAACUGGUGAAUAUUCGUCUCGAAAGGGUUCAAGUGAGAUGGGAUCAAUGCCAUUUCCUCCAGGGGUGGGUGAACGUUCUGUUGGUGAAAGUGACAACACUGAAAAUUAUGAGGUGAUCACUGCUGACAGAGCAAUAGACGAAAACAAUGUGGGCAAUCGAAUUCUGCGCAACAUGGGCUGGCAAGAAGGACUGGGCCUUGGAAAGGAUGGCAGUGGCAUCAAGGAGCCGGUGCAGGCCAAGCCUGGUGACGUGAGAGCCGGGCUUGGUAGUCAGCAGAAGAGAGCUGCUGACCCAUCACUGGAGGCCCGAGCUGGCGAUAGCUAUAAAACCAUAAUCCAGAAGAAGGCCAUUGCGAGAUUCAGGGAGAUGUCCUAAGUGCUUUCUUUAUUUCAUCGUCGUGUAUAAUUAGUCCGGAUACUCGUUUUUAUCGGUGUUAAUGUCAAAACCCCCAAUGCUGUGUGCAUUUGUACUGUUAAAUUUAUCUUAUGUGUCUGGCUCCAUAAAUCUUGGUGUAAUUUAAGCACCGAGUACAGAUUUAAUUUGUGUACUCACAUUGUUCUGAAACUAGCUCUGUACCUGUUUUUCUUU